Molecule: messenger RNA, 1361 nt
Organism: Panicum hallii
Lineage: Eukaryota; Viridiplantae; Streptophyta; Magnoliopsida; Poales; Poaceae
Exons: 4
Coding region: 1-1347 (448 amino acids)
Source: RefSeq, a predicted model, not a curated record
AUGCGCACCAUCCGCUCCGCCCUGCUGCAGCUGGACUCCGUCCUGGGCUCCCUGCCGGCCCCACGCGAUGGCGGUAGCGGCAACGUGGGUGACUGCAAUAUUGAGAACCUCACCGACUCCGUCAUCAACUUCCACCUCAACGCGCUCACCGCCAUUGUAGGGCUCGCGCACCAGCGGCCGUCACCAAGGCCGCGCCUAGAGGCGGCGUUCCUGGCGCUGCAGUGCGCGGCACACCUGGCCGCCGCGGCGGUGGUCGUGCACGAGAAGCGGUUCCGCGCGGCGGCGCACCGGAUGCCAAAGCCAUCGAAGCAAUCGAAAGUUCCCUGCGAGAUCGGAUCAUCGGAGAGGAGGAGAACGACGACGAUCGGGAUCCAGAUCGCUCUCGAUCCCGGAGGAUGUCGCUGUCGGAGCUGCAGGAGCGGGCGCGGUUCGUGCAGUCGUCGGCCGGCGAGCGCCGGCGUGCACUUCGACGAGGAGCGGUGGCUGAGCCGGGUGCGGCGGAGCCUGGAGCGGGAGGCGGCGGAGGCGCUGGGCGCCGCGGCCAAGGUGUUCGACGUGCCGCGCGUGCUCAGGGCCACGCGGCCGGAGGCGUACCUGCCGCAGCACUUCGCGCUGGGGCCCUACCACUGCAACCGCCCCGAGCUGAGGGACAUGGAGCGCUACAAGCUCGCCGCCGCCAAGCGCGCCGAGAAGCUCUUCGCCGACGGCCGCAAGUUCGACGACCUCGUGCAGCGCCUGCUCCAGGCCCAGGAGCAGAUGAGGGCGCCAUACCACAGGUUCCUUGAACUGAGCGACCAGACGUUGGCAUGGAUGAUGGCCAUCGACACGUGCUUCCUCCUCGACUUCCUCGAGAGCUACCACCGCGACGAGGUCACCGACAUGGUCUCCUCGGCGACCAACUGGAUCAACGCCACCGUGCGCGACGCCAUGAGGCUCGAGAACCAGCUCCCGCUCUUCCUCUUCUCCCAGGCCCUCGCGCUCCGCCACCCCACCGAGCAGGCCGCCGCCGGCGCGCUGCACGCCGUCCUCGACCGCUUCAUCAAGGAGGUGUCCCCGAUCAAGACGACCGCCGAGCUCGUCGUGGCCGACGUCGCCAGGCACGCGCACAUGCUCGAGCUCCUCUACCACUUCCUCGUCCCCGACGCGGCCGUCUUCGACGGGGACGGCGACCGGGAGCCGCCGCCGAUGGUUCGGGUCAGUGUUCAAGCUGCCGGUGCCAGCAGGCGGCGAGGGGCGGUAGCCUAUUCUGUCGAUGGUCGCAGUCUUGCAGGUGAAAUCGCCGGUUAUAUUGCAACCCAAAAAUAUGUCAGAUUUGCAAUGUUGCAGAGGGGGAAAAAAAUGACCUAAACAGUAAAGUAAAA